Larimichthys crocea (large yellow croaker) is the source of this 4376-nucleotide messenger RNA. RefSeq names its product amyloid beta (A4) precursor protein-binding, family A, member 2b (gene apba2b). The transcript has 15 exons. The record is from RefSeq and is a predicted model, not a curated record. Gene Ontology annotation, molecular function: amyloid-beta binding; protein binding. The coding region runs from base 228 to 3056 and encodes 942 amino acids. Gene Ontology annotation, biological process: chemical synaptic transmission. Lineage: Eukaryota; Metazoa; Chordata; Actinopteri; Sciaenidae. Gene Ontology annotation, cellular component: plasma membrane; dendritic spine; cytoplasm.
GCUGGUUCCGGGGCGCCGCUGUCAGGCACUGUGCUCCGUGCGUUACGCUCUCUGUCGGUGAAACAAACACACACCGAGUGAUGCUCCACAAGCCAGCACCGUCUCUCACAGAUCCCGCAAAAGGAGGUGACUUGAUCAGCGUAUGACAUUCUCCAGGUCAUCGCCUGGAGCAAACAGUAGAGCUGCUCUGCCUACCUACGAAUAUCAGAUCAAACCAAUAACAAUGCAUGGCCUGUAAGCCGCCAAUCAUGGCUCAUAGGAAGAGGCCGGGGACUGCUGGAGGAAACAGUAUGGCUGCUCCAGGCCCCGUCUCCUGUCCCGCCCCUCAUCCUACCACAGAGUCAUGUGAUCUGAAGGUCCUGCCCCCUCGGCAACGCCCAGUUCGCUACCCCAAAGAGUCACAUGAUCCGAAACCCCUCCCCCGUUCCUGCAAGGCACAAUAUUCUUCUCCUAAGUCUCAUGAAGUGAGUCACAACCAUCCAGAAGUGGAUGUAGACACAGAGGUUGAAGUGAAGAGGUACAGCAACCAAACAGAUGCAGAACUGGAGGACCAGCGGCCAGCAACGCCCUCCACACCAGAACAUGAACAAGAUGACCACGACCGGGCAGACUUCCACGGUGGUGCUGACAGUCUGGAUGACGACUCCAGCUCUGACUACAUUAACAACACCUCAGAUGAUGAGGAGGACUAUGAUGACGGACUGGCAGAGGAGGAUGAAGGUGUGACUUAUUACAUCCGCUACUGCCCAGAGGACGACAGCUACCUGGAAGGUAUGGAUUGCAGCAGUCAGGGAGACUGCAACCACAGCCACAGCCACAGCCAGGUGGACUGUGCCGGCACCAUGCAGCAGGGCGGAGCCCACGCAGAUGAAUGCCAGGAGGCUGUGGAAGGCUGGGUCGAGGAAGGAGAGGUUGAGGGGGAGGUGAGAGAGGAAGAAUGGGUGGAGGAUGAGGAGGGAGAGGGGGCAGUAAGAGAAGAGUGGAGGGAAGAGGAGGAAGAGGUAAGGGAAGAGUGGAGAGAGGGGGAUGAAGAUGCGAGGGAGGAGUGGAGAGAGGAGAGCCAGGUAAGGCAGGAGCAGUGGGUGGGAAGAGAGAGGCACAGGGUGGAGGAGUGGGGUGAGGGAGAGGGGGAGGUUCGCUGCGAGGUGGUGGAGCAAGAUCCAGAUGAACAGAUAUACAAUGGCAGACCAGAACCCAUCCUAGACCAUCACCAUCACCAUCAUCACCACCACCAACCCUCCCUGCAAGACACACUGCACAACCGAGAGGAAGAGGAGGAGGCAGAGAGUGAGGAGUACUGCCCGAAUGAGGAGGAAGAUGAGGAGUGUGACGACGAGGACAGACAUGGAAGGGCCUACACUGGAGACUACUAUGCCCCAGAGGACAAUGGGAACUCGGUGCGAGUCUCUCCGUACCGUAGCCGUAAGGUGCUGGUGGUGGAGGGGGAGACGGGGGAGGAGGCAGAGGAGGACAUUGACCAAAUUGUUGCAGAGAUCAAGAUGAGUAUGAGCAUGGGGAGUCUUAGCAGUGGCACUGACCAAAGCCCAGAGGAGCUGGUGCAGGACCCUGCGCCAAGUGACUACCCUCACCCCAAGCCUGACACAGCCCCCUACCCACCAGCUCACCAUCGCCACGACAGCAGGCCCAAGUCCCUGAACCUGCCCUCCAUGCACCACAACAACCCUGACCUGCAGAGGGGCAUCAAGGCACAUCCACGCUCCCCUGAAGACAGGCAGAGAUGGGCACAGGAGCAGGUGAGCAAUGGUGCAGAGCAACCCAGAAAACAGCAGCGCUCCGACCUCAACGUUCCCCUGGAGAACAACAAUGUACCAGAGCCAACAAAGAAGGUUGCAUCGUUCCCCAGCUUUGUCGAUGUCCCAGGACCCUGUGAACCAGAAGACCUGAUUGAUGGAAUUAUCUUUGCUGCUAACUACCUGGGCUCCACUCAGCUGCUGUCUGAGAGGAACCCCUCCAAGAACAUACGCAUGAUGCAGGCCCAGGAGGCUGUCAGCAGGGUCAAGAGGGUACAGAAGGCUGCCAAAAUCAAGAAAAAGGCGAGUGCAGACGGAGACGCUCAAACCCUCACCGAGGUCGAUCUGUUCAUCUCCACGCAGAGGAUCAAAGUCCUUAACGCAGACUCACAGGAGACGAUGAUGGACAACGCGCUGCGUACCAUAUCCUACAUUGCUGAUAUCGGGAACAUCGUGGUCCUGAUGGCGAGACGUCGGAUGCCACGCACCGCCUCACAGGACUGUAUUGAAACUACGCCUGGGGCACCAGAGGCAAAGAAGCAGUACAAGAUGAUAUGCCAUGUCUUUGAGUCUGAAGAUGCCCAGCUUAUCGCUCAGUCCAUCGGCCAGGCGUUCAGCGUAGCUUACCAGGAGUUCCUGAGAGCCAACGGCAUUAACCCCGAGGACCUGAGCCAGAAGGAGUACAGUGACAUCAUCAACACCCAGGAGAUGUACAAUGAUGACCUCAUUCACUUCUCCAACUCUGAAAACUGCAAAGAGCUGCAGCUGGAGAAGAGUAAAGGGGAGAUCCUGGGUGUGGUGAUUGUGGAGUCUGGCUGGGGCUCCAUUCUGCCCACAGUUAUCUUAGCCAACAUGAUGAACGGCGGGCCAGCAGCUCGCUCUGGCAAGCUCAGCAUCGGAGACCAGAUCAUGUCCAUCAACAACACCAGCCUAGUGGGGCUGCCACUCGCCACCUGUCAGGGAAUCAUUAAGGGCUUGAAGAACCAGGUUCAGGUGAAGAUGAACAUUGUCAGUUGUCCUCCUGUUACCACUGUCCUCAUUAAGAGACCAGAUCUGAAGUAUCAGCUGGGCUUCAGUGUGCAGAACGGCAUCAUAUGCAGUCUGAUGCGAGGAGGCAUUGCUGAGCGUGGUGGGGUCCGCGUGGGUCACAGGAUCAUAGAGAUCAAUGGGCAGAGUGUGGUGGCCACAGCACAUGAGAAGAUUGUCCAGGCCCUGUCGAACUCUGUUGGAGAGAUUCACAUGAAGACCAUGCCGGCAGCCAUGUUCAGACUCCUAACAGGACAGGAGACACCUAUGUACAUAUAAACAAUGGCCAGGGACCGCUCCACAGGACGGGCUUCAGCUGUGAUUGGUUGGGGCAAACCAAUCUGACCAGUGACCAGGGGGGAGGAUCACUUCUCCCUGACGAUUCAUUUCUCUUUUUUUCUUUCUUUGAGCUGAUGACUUCAAUUCUUCAUCAUGUGCUUAACAUGCAACGGCCAUUUUAUAGACAUGAGAUGCUUUUUCCAUCAGACCAGCUGAAGAGACUGUGUGUGUGUGUGUGUGUGUGUGUAUGAGCGUGUGUGUACUGUUUAUUUAUUUGUCCCGUCUGUGCUUUUCUGUCACUUCAUUGAGGUUGUGUGGACAGACUUAUCGAGUGAAUGCAUCACAAUUUAUUUUUUUAUAUUCAUGUAAUGCAAUAUGAUACUUCUACUAUACUUGUUGUAUAGUUUCAUUUACUUCUCUCUUUAUUUAUUUCUCAUGUAAAUACAUAUUUUGCUAAUAUUGUGAAUGAAGGCAGUGGGUAGGGAGAGAGGGAGGGACCACAGCUGCGUUGUAAAUAUUUAUUGAAUCUUGCUGUUGAAUUGAAAGCAGUCCGUGAUGACGGCAAAGACACAAUUAAACGCCGGCCAUCAUCGUAGUUGCCAGUGAAAAGGAGAAUGAGUUAAGUGUUUGAAAUGUUUGGUUUAAAUAUGCUAAGUUGAUAUAAUGUACAUGUGAAUCAAACCAAUGCUUGCAGCAGGGGUUUACGGGAGAAAUGCCAUAUCCUUUUGAUUUUCUUCAUUAACCGGCAAUAGUUAAACCUCUGAAUGGCAAGAUUAGUCUUUUCUAAAUCUCAUGUACAAACACUCACGCACAUUUAAAUAACAAGCAACUGAUUACAACUAUUAACAUGCAUUAAUUAUGCUUUUGAUAUCAAAGUCACAUGUAUGAAAAAUGAAGUUCCUUUUGUGUGCUACUCUAGUGUAUGUUCAUCUUUAGUGUUCCUGACUGAAACUCAUGCAUACUAUGAGUGGAUUGUGAAUGUAACUGUGUUGUGUGAGCCGCCCCAUUGCCAUAAGCAGUAUUAGAAUGUCUGUACAUAAAGAGAAACUUGUCUAGUAUUGUGCUCAUGUAAAAAGCAAAACGAAACACACAGGUUUAGUCACCGCAAACAUCUUCCCACCUGUAUGUUGGCUUUCAGUCUUGAGAGGGAAAGAGAGAACUGUGAAUCACACACUGUGACAGAAACAAGCCUUACCACCGAGUAAAGGUUUUACAAUGCAUUGUAGUAAAAUUUUAACCAUAUGAACAUUAUCUGUGUGCAUGCCUUGUAAAGUAGUAUCAUGUCAUUGUGGCAAGAUAAUAAAAUCUGAGCUGAACCUG